Messenger RNA from Plasmodium vinckei vinckei, 1599 nucleotides. Its product is annotated as RNA-binding protein, putative. Gene Ontology annotation, molecular function: RNA binding. The transcript has 4 exons. The record is from RefSeq and is a predicted model, not a curated record. Lineage: Eukaryota; Apicomplexa; Aconoidasida; Haemosporida; Plasmodiidae. The coding region runs from base 1 to 1599 and encodes 532 amino acids.
AUGAGUUUAAAUUUUAGUAUAGCCAAUGUUGUAUAUGUAAAAAAUCUUUCUGCUAAUGUAUCGGAAGAAGAUAUAAGGGAAAAAUUUCAAGAAUGUGAUGAAAUAAUUAAUGUUGUAUUUAAAAAGUUCCCUGGAACAAACCAAAAAUAUUGUCAAAUUGAAUUUAAAACUUCAGAAGGUAUAACUAAAUCUUCAAGAUUAAAUGGCGAACUUUUAUUAAACUUACCUAUGACUGUUACAGUUAUUGAACCCAUUUUACAAUCACAAUCUUUUAGUGAAACAGCAAAUAUUGGCGAGCAUGAUAAAAAUGGGAGUAAUACCGAUUACACCAGUUCUCAAUACCAGAACUUGCAAAAUAUUCUUCUGCAAAACCAAGCCGUCUCGGAUCAAAAAAAAAGACUUGUCGAUUUUCAAAAUGAAUUAAAUGAAAAAAAUAAAAAAUUCGACGUAUUUUCUAAAAUUAUAUAUAUGGAGAAUAUUCCUGAAAAGUACAAUGAGAGUGACGUAGUGGAAUUUUUUAAGCAUGUCGGAAAAACCACAAGCUACAAGUUUCAGUAUAAUGAACAAAUAAAUAUGUACACCGCAUAUGUUGAAUUUAUAAAUGAAGAAAAUGCAAAAGCUGCAUUAAAUUUAAGUGGGACAAAGAUCGAAGAUAAAGAAAUAAUAAUUAAAGAUGCAUAUAGUAUUCUUAAUCAAACUGAUAGUUCAUUAAAAACACAAUUAUCUAUUUAUAAUAAUUUAAGUAAAAAAUUAAAUAGUGAUCAAAAUAUAAUAAAUAAACAAAGUAAUGUAAAUGAAAAAGUAGAAAAAGUUUUAGCUUUAAAAGAAAAAUUAGCACUUAAGUUAUGUGCUAUGUAUAAUCCAAAUUUAUUGCUAGUAAAUAAUCUUGUACAAGCUAAUCAAUUAUUAUUAACAAAUUCGUUAGAUAGUACUUCAAAUAAUAUAAACAAAGAAAAAGAUAAAAAUGAAUUGGAUUUAGCAACUAGUCAAAAGGGAUUAAAACAUAGUGAUAAAAGAACUGAUGAAGAUACUAGUGAUGAUGAAAGAAAAAAAUAUAUAAAAAAAAAAAGAAAAAAAAAUAAUAAAUAUAGUAGUAAUUCACGUUCUUCACAUGAUAGUGAAGAAUCAGAUGAACGUUCAUCCCAAAGUGGAAGUAGCAGUAGAAGCAGUUCGGGGGGAAGAAAAAGGAAUAUAGAUAAAAGACGUAGUAGUAGAAAAAGAGAGAAAAUGAAAAAACGAAGCUCAAGUUCUAGUUCAAAUUCUAGUAAAAGUGAUUCAUCAAGUUCUUAUGAUUCUGAAAAACAUACUGAUAGACAUAAAUAUCGAAAUCAAAGACAUAAAAAAAAAAGAAAAAAAAAUUCAAAAGGGGGGUAUGAUAGUUCUGAUACUUAUAGUGAUUCUUCACAUUCUUCAAAAAGAAAACAUAGAAAAUCGAGUAGUGACAAACCAUGGUGGAUACAAGAGUCUGAAAAAAUGGAAAUGCGGAAAAGAAUGAAAGAAAAAUAUCGACGAGAAAUGCUAUAUAGACAUAGAGAAAGAGAAAAAUCCCGAUAUAGACAUAGGGACAGAGAUAGAAGUAGAGAUCGGGAUAGAAGAUAA